GUUAAUCGAACUUUGAAUAGAAAUCAGCUAACUCAGUUGUUGAUGCGACCUAAUCGAAAUAUAUCAGAUAACUGGAUCUUGUGCGAGUUGGAUAUACUAAGGAGAGAAAUAAUAUUGCGUGUCCCUCGAUUACAAAUGAUGUAUUAGAUAUUAUAGUGUGUUUUUAUAGUUACAAUAUGAUUUUAAUUGCUAACAAAAUGAAUUUAUUAAUAAUUUAUUUAAUUUGUUUGCUUCCAUUAGGAGUAAUGUGUUACUUCAAUAUGACUGCCUAUAGGCAAAUGCCGCCACUUUACAUCUUAGAUGAUUAUGAUAAAUGUUUGGAAAGUGAAAAUCGGUCCUCCUAUUGUUUGGUUAUUGGACAAAUAGUUCCAAAUGAUACAUCACAUCUUUGGGAACAGAUUUCGAACUUUUCCGCAGUAACGAAGCGGCACUUCCGGCAUGAUUAUCUUUACUUUGGAGUUUGCUUGAAUCCAUGUAAAACGCUUUUACACCCAUUUAGUCCAUUUCGUAAAGAUAUGCUCUACUCGGGUAAAAUAAAAGACACAGAGCUUAUUGAAUAUUUCAACGAUAUAAAUAAAAGAGAAUCUGACAAUAGAAUAAUUUAUGAUAAAACUAUUAACACUUGUCUUAAUUAUAAAUUUGGCAAAGAGUAUGGCUUGCAAGUUCGAUCUUUUGUUCAAUAUUGUGUAGAAAACUCGGAACCGGAAAAUUUUGACAGUGUGGAAUUAACAUUCUUGGGUCUGGUUGGAUUACUUUUCUUGUUAGUUUUGCUCUCAUCAAACUAUGAUCGAACUUUGAAGCACAGACAGCCAUUGAACAUGCAGGGAUAUGAUUUUUAUAAACGCCGUCUGCAGACAAAAAAUGAAACAAUUUUGACAUCAUUUUCAUUAUUUCGAAACUACUUUCGAUUAAUAGUACCAUCACGUGGAGAAAUGGCCCGAGAUUUUAGAUUUCUGGAGACCUAUAGGUUUUUCGCCAUAAUUUUGGUGGUGUUUGCACACGUUCUUUUACUACUGAAGGCAGUUCCAACACUCAACUCAGAGUUUGCGGAAAAAACAUUUUAUAAACUUGGAUCAAAUAUCUUCAUAAAUGGCAGUGUAAUUAUUCAAAUAUUUUUAGUCAUGAGCAGUUUUUUGUUGUGUGUGAAUUUUCAAAAAACUAUGGCUUUGAAAAAACCUGGCAUUUCAGAUUUUGGCAAAUUAAUUUUGUAUCGAUACUUGAGACUUGCACCGUCAUUGGGUUUUGUGAUACUUUUAAAUGCUUCAAUAUUGCCACGACUUCAGGAUGGACCAUUCUGGAGACAUGUCACUGAACCAGAAUAUAUACUUUGUAGAGAAACAUGGUGGACAAAUUUAUUGUUUAUAAACAAUUUUACAUUGAGAAAAAGUUGCCUUCAUCAAACCUGGUACUUGGCUGCAGAUUUUCAAUUGUACAUAAUUUUGUCCGCUGUCCUCAUCAUAAUUGCAAGAUUUCCGAAGACGAGAAAAUGUUUAUUAUGGAUUGGCAUCAGCAUAUCUUUUCUUUCAACAGGCCUCAUAACCUAUUACUUGGAACUUGAUGCUGUACACCAAGAAACUCCAGACUCUUAUAGAUAUUUAUUUUGGACCAACGGUGAUACCAUGUAUAAAGGGUAUGCACCUUUCUAUACUAAUUUUGGAGGAUUUGUUUUCGGAACAAUAAGUGGAUUUAUUUAUUUGAAGUAUAAAAACGAAGGUCUAAAUCUAAAGGAUAAAAAAGCCAAGAUAAAUUUAGUAAUUUUUGCAUUAAUACCUUUGCCGUUUCUUUUGCUACUUUCUGGAGAAAUUUUCUAUCAAAUCGAAUUUCCAAAACCAUCAAUAUGGAUAAGUCUUUAUGCGGCUCUGUUUCGAAAUAUUUGGGCUAUUAUAUGCUGUGCUCUAGUGCUUUUGAUGGCUUUUAAAGCUGGAUCAAUACUUUAUAAAUUUUCAUCUAUGAAGAUAUUUGUGCCUUUGGGAAGAAUUUCAUUCCAGGUUUACCUGAUUCACAGUAAUGUUAUAAGAUGUCUCGUAGGCAGUGUACGCCAGCCUCUUUACGUCAACAAUUUAACUGUGGCAAUGUACGUUUUGGCAAGCAUAGCAAUCUCAUUUAUGGCAGCGUUUUUCAUGUAUUUACUUUUUGAAUUACCUUUAACUACUUUAGUUAAUACAGCAGUUAAAAGAAAUGAGAAAAACAGCUCAAAAGCUUAUAACAAAAAGCCAGUCGAUGAAUCAACAAAUUUAGAGGAAACAACACCAACAUAAGAUUAAAAACAUGACAUUUAUGUCAGUUAGAAAAUAGACAUUUAUUUAAAAAAUAUGCUUCAAAAAGUUUUUUUUUAAUUCCAUUAUUUUUGGAAUUAAUAUUUUUUUAAUAAACAUUUUUUAUUAUAUCAA
Messenger RNA from Eupeodes corollae, 2390 nucleotides. Its product is annotated as nose resistant to fluoxetine protein 6-like. NCBI's taxonomy places the organism in Eukaryota, Metazoa, Arthropoda, Insecta, Diptera, Syrphidae. The transcript has 12 exons. Bases 177 to 2258 code for a protein of 693 amino acids. Gene Ontology annotation, molecular function: acyltransferase activity, transferring groups other than amino-acyl groups. The record is from RefSeq and is a predicted model, not a curated record.